AACAAACAAACUCAGACAAUUCACACCAACAAUCAUAAUAAACAAAAACGCACGUCACGAACUUUGAACUAGCUGACUGACUGAUGAGCCCGUUUGCGACUCUUCCGGAUGAGCUUGUACUGCGCAUCCUGGCACAGCUGCCCUCCGUGGACGUGCUCGCCGUCUCACGCACUUGCCACCGGAUGCGCACUGUGGCGCGCGACCCAACGCUGUGGCGGCAGCUGCUCUUCCGCGAUUUCGACUGCAGCGCACUCGCCGUGCUCCCCGUCGCAGCGGCUGCUGCCGAGACCAUCCGUCAUCAUCAGCAGGAGCAGCACAAGCAGCGCACCGAUCCAUGGAUCCAAGCGCACCCAUUGCGUCGGGAGGCUGGGACUGAGCCACGACGUCCGAUCGCAGUGCCGUUCAAUCUGCGAACGCGAUUCCUCAUGCCAUCUGAAGCACCUGCGACGCAACAGGAUGCAAGUCAAAGACCAAUCGCCACCUUUACAGACUAUACUCAAUGCUACGGGCGGAUUAUCCCGGUCACUGGCGUGUCCAAUAUCAAGUCCAUCCGAGCACUCCUCACCAGCUUGCUCCGAAACCCUCCGGAAGGGCUCAGCACUGUCCUGUUCCAUCGGGAACUUAUUCUGUGGUACGAGGCAAUGCACCGAAGGUAUACCCGAAUCAUGCGGCGACUGCAGCUGCAGCAUCUCCAGUGCGAGUCGUCGUACACGUUGCCGGACGACCCGUUUGCCGAUCGGUGGCAGCUGUGUGCUGAUGACGAAGCCAUGCGUCUUCAAACGCCAGAGGUCGAGUUUGACACGUCCGAGGACGACGACCUGCUCAUUCUGUGCCUCGGCGAGAAAAUCAAGCAUGAAGACGUUGCGAACGGACUCGAUACCAAACUCACUCUGGUUCGAGGGCCGCCCGUGGCUCCAAGACCAGCUGCAUCCCUGUCAACUGCUACUCUUCGAUUGAUUGCCAUGUCUGGCUCUGACAUGGAGCGAACCAGCUCUGCACGCAGCAACAUCAGUGACGACGCCAGUGGCGAUUAUGCCAGCGUGAACGACGCUGACGAAGAGGAUGAUGGCGAGUAUCAAGCCAGUCUAUCCGAGGAUGAAGCAGAAGAAAGGGAUGAGAGCGAUGACGCUGACGGUAAUUCAGCUGAAAACGGCGAGGAGGGCGAGGACGAUCCAACCGCGCUGCAUCCUCCUUCGCCGCCCAUGGCCGAGUCCCCGUUGCCAUCGCCACUGCAAUUCUCUGCGCCGGAACACGCCUCAAACCACAGCAGCAUUCUGCAACCACCGAACGCUGUCAACGCGACCCCGUUCGCUCCCAUUGCAGACCCUCCAUUGCCGGUCGACGCCGCCGUGCCUUGGAGAACCUGCUUCUUUGACCGUCAGCAGCUGGAGCACCACUGGGCUCUGGGUCGCGUGUGUGCACACUUUGCGUUCCAAGCUCACGUCAAAGAAGCAUCCAUCAUCUUCCUGGAGCUGUGCCACGGCAACAUGCGAAUCCUCUCGAUCUCUCAAUGUCGCAACCUGCGAGUCUGGAGCCUCGAGACCAUGUCUUGCUUGCUUUCCUUGGACUUUACCGGAAAAAACCGGUUUGACUGCGCUGUGGCCAACGACACAACGGUCUGCAGCGUGGAUUUUGUCGAAGACCGUCGGGCGACUGUGAUUCAGCUGUGGAAUGCUGAAACGGGCAGCCUCUCUGCCACCCUCGCAGGCCAUCUGAUGCCGGUAGCAGCGUUGGCCAUUCUCCCGCAUGCUCACCAACUCCUCAGCUCUGACGAUGCGCAUUGCGUGCGGCUGUGGAACAUUUCCUUGCCACAAGCUGCGUUUUGCCUGGCUGCUGUUCAUCUCGCCUCAAGGCCAUCACUUUUGCUGACAUGGGAGUUGUGUCUUUGUGUCACCACGGCGACUAGCUCUGACGCUGGCUUGAUCCGACUAUUAGAACCCACGACUUGGCUUGGCGAUUCCGGUGCUGGCGACACAUCCACGCAGCAGCCUUCACCAGCAGAAGCUGGAUCCGCCCCUGCUUCCCCGCCACCUCGAACGGCAUCGUGGAAGGGCGCCGUAUCCGUCCUUGGCAACCAAGUCUACGCCGUCGACGGCGCCACCUUGCAUUGCCUUUCGAUUCCGUCCUGCGCGCUUCAGUCCUGCUCCCACUCAAGCCACACCUUGCUGCACGAGCAUCUGAGCAAUCCCAAUCUCAUCCCUUUAGGCGAAGGUCAGCACCCGGCGCCCACCACAGUCCACUGCACAUAUGCUUCCAUCCAGCAGUCCGCGCGCAUGAACCUCCCCGUUUGCGUGCACGCAUCCAUGGAAGCUGUCUACGUUGGCCAUGCCGAUGGCGACAUUUCUCGAUGGCCGCUCAAUUUCCCGGACGGACUGGACGACUGGCAGGGGGUGUUGCGAGGUCACGAAGCGAGCGUGUUUGCGCUCGACUCGUUUGGGCGUUCGCGUUUGGUUUCGGCGGCGUCUGAUUUUGCCGUUCGCGUAUGGAGCCUCACGACGCACGAGUGCUUGAUAGUCACCCAUCUAUUGCCGCCCUUGGAGCGGGUCUUCUCGCGGUUGAACAUGGUUUCGCUUCCCGAGCGAGUUUUUAUCUCUGAGAAUCAGUUUGGCGUGGCGCUUUCCAAUGGAAUGAUCAAAGUUUGGCAGAUUUAGACCGGGUUGUUUCUAAUAUCACAUCGUUCGCU
This is a messenger RNA of Capsaspora owczarzaki ATCC 30864, 2683 nucleotides long. RefSeq lists its product as hypothetical. The record is from RefSeq and is a predicted model, not a curated record. The coding region runs from base 84 to 2651 and encodes 855 amino acids. The transcript has a single exon. Gene Ontology annotation, biological process: ubiquitin recycling; proteasome-mediated ubiquitin-dependent protein catabolic process. NCBI's taxonomy places the organism in Eukaryota, Filasterea, Ministeriida, Capsasporidae. Gene Ontology annotation, molecular function: ubiquitin binding. Gene Ontology annotation, cellular component: nucleus; cytoplasm.